ACCGCGGAGGCUGCGGGCGAGCCGGCAGCACUGCGGGAGCGCUCCGCAGCCCGAGCCGCCGCCGCCGCCGCCAUGGGCACGGAGCCUCGCGUCAGUGCCGUGGCCCCGGCGGGCGGCGACGCCGCGCGGGGGGCGCAGGAUGGGUCCACAAAGGCAGGGAAGAUGCCAGAAGGAGAGAAAAUGAGACAGUGCAAGCAGGGAGCUGAGCAGCAACAGAAAGAAGAUGAGCAGGAGGGCCUCAUCGAAUUCUAUGGUUCCUACCAGGAGCUAUUCCAGUUCUUCUGUAGCAACACAACAAUCCAUGGGGCUAUCCGCCUGGUAUGCUCCAAAAAGAAUAAGAUGAAGACAGCCUUCUGGUCCGUUCUCUUCUUUCUCACCUUCAGCUUAAUGUACUGGCAGUUUGGGAUCCUCUACAGGGAGUACUUCAGCUACCCUGUCAACCUCAACCUCAACCUCAGCUCCGACAGGCUGACUUUCCCUGCUGUGACCCUGUGCACCCUCAAUCCAUACAGAUACAGCGCCAUCCGGAAGAAGCUAGAUGAACUGGACCAGAUCACCCAUCAGACGCUGCUAGACCUCUAUGACUACAACAUGUCUCUGGCACGAAGUGACUGGUCAACCCUGUCCACACGAAAACGUAGUUCAAGGAGUUUGCUCCACCAUGUUCAGCGCCAUCCACUGCGAAGGCAGAAACGGGAUAACUUAGUCAGCUUGCCAGAGAACAGUCCCUCAGUGGACAAGAACGACUGGAAAAUUGGCUUUGUUCUGUGCAGUGAAGACAACAAGGAUUGUUUCCAUCAGGCAUACUCCUCAGGGGUGGAUGCAGUGCGAGAAUGGUACAGCUUUCACUAUAUCAAUAUCCUGGCACAGAUGCCUGAUGCAAAAGCCCUGGAUGAAUCUGACUUUGAGAAUUUCAUCUAUGCUUGCCGCUUCAAUGAAGCAACAUGUGACAAGGCGAAUUACACCCACUUCCACCAUCCCUUGUAUGGGAACUGCUAUACCUUUAAUGACAACAGCAGCAGCUUGUGGACAUCCUCGCUGCCUGGGAUCAAUAACGGUCUCUCUCUGGUGGUGCGCACUGAACAGAAUGAUUUCAUCCCCCUGUUGUCCACGGUGACAGGAGCUAGGGUCAUGGUCCAUGAUCAGAAUGAGCCAGCCUUCAUGGAUGAUGGGGGUUUCAAUGUGCGUCCCGGUAUUGAGACCUCCAUCAGCAUGAGAAAGGAGGUGACUGUGCGUCUUGGGGGCAGUUACAGUGAUUGUACAGAGGAUGGCAGUGAUGUGCCAGUGCAAAACCUGUACUCAUCUCGCUACACUGAGCAGAUGUGCAUUCGUUCCUGCUUUCAGCACAACAUGGUAGAGCGCUGUGGCUGUGCAUAUUACUUCUACCCCUUACCUGCUGGAGCAGAGUACUGUGACUAUAUGAAGCACAUAGCUUGGGGUUACUGCUAUUACAAACUCCUGGCUGAAUUCAAAGCUGAUGUGCUGGGCUGUUUCCACAAAUGUCGGAAACCUUGCAAAAUGACAGAAUACCAGCUAUCAGCUGGAUACUCUCGCUGGCCUUCUGCGGUCUCAGAGGACUGGGUUUUUUACAUGCUUUCACAACAGAACAAAUACAAUAUCACAUCAAAGAGGAAUGGAGUUGCCAAAGUGAAUAUAUUUUUUGAGGAAUGGAAUUACAAGACCAAUGGGGAAUCUCCAGCUUUCACGGUAGUGACUCUGCUGUCCCAGUUUGGGAAUCAGUGGAGUCUCUGGUUUGGAUCCUCUGUACUUUCUGUGAUGGAACUUGCAGAGCUGAUUCUGGAUUUCAUUGCCAUCACUUUUAUCUUGGCCUUCCGCUGGCUCCGUUCUCACAAGACGCAUUCCCCACCAGGGCCACAUCCAUGCAGUCAAGACAACACUGCUUUCCCAGACGAGACCUUGGGUCUCAGUGCUCCACACCGCUUCACUGUUGAGGCUGUAGUGACCAUGCUACCAUCUUACAACAGCCUGGAACCACAUGGGCCAAGUAGGGAUGGCGAAAUGGGACAUGAGUGAGGGAGUGGCUUAUUCUACAAUGCAGAUGGGUGGCAAUAGGAGCAGAGGCUACACACUUUCUCUGUGGAACCUGCAUUUCCUUCUUUCUGUGGUGCUCUACCCGGAUCAUAGCAGAAAACUGCACUGUGGUUGGCCAUGGGUUAGUUGCUUUCACUAUGGUAGGUGAAUUCUCCAGUCUCAUAAAAUACUAUUGCUCUGGGGAUCACCAGGAAUGAGAGUUGAUCUAGUCUAUGUAUGGGGAAGAGGUCAACUCAGUUUCCUUAUACUUCUUGCAUGUGUUCACCCACACAUGCACGCAUGCUUUCUUUUCCCUGUAACAAGGAUGCUGCCACAGUUCUUGUCUGUCAUUAAUUAAAGAGGUUUGGCAGGUG
Molecule: messenger RNA, 2405 nt
Organism: Dromaius novaehollandiae (emu)
Lineage: Eukaryota; Metazoa; Chordata; Aves; Casuariiformes; Dromaiidae
Gene: SCNN1A
Product: sodium channel epithelial 1 subunit alpha
Exons: 13
Coding region: 73-2034 (653 amino acids)
Biological process (GO): sodium ion transmembrane transport
Cellular component (GO): plasma membrane; sodium channel complex
Molecular function (GO): ligand-gated sodium channel activity
Source: RefSeq, a predicted model, not a curated record